AUGUCAGAAUCGUCAAGCGUCGACGUGGAGGCGGACAGGAUGCGGGAUGGGGAAAAAGGCUCCCCCGAUCCUUCCGCCCACGCCUGGAGCAAGGUCGAGGCUCUUCGUCAGCGCUCCCAACGCCUGACCGCCCGUCUCCAGCAAAAGCAGAGGGAAAUGGAGAGGGAGUGCAUUGCAGCCAUCCAAUGCUCUGGGACCGUUCCCCGUGAUGUGAAGAUCGUCACUCCGCCACCGCCACAGAGGCGAUUACAAGAGACAGUGCCAGGACCUAACCACGCCCAUUCCGCACCCUCCAACAACCGACAGUCCUUUCCUAAUGCUGUCCCAGGAUCCAUGGCGGUAGCCAUGUCCCUACCCUACCACCUAACUCUGCCUUCCUACCCGGUGGCCAUGCCAACCCAGCAACCGCUGCCAUUCGUGCAGUUUAUGUCCAACCAGAGCCAGCAGCCAAUGUCGAAGAAAAAGUCAAAGCGGACGCUCCGAAACGAAGUGGAAGCCCUCCAGGAGUUGGUCAAACUUCUCUCGCACCUCUCCCCGGAAGCUAACGCGUACGCCGGCCAGCUGAUACGUCAAAGCGAAGUCUUAUCCCACCUGGAGUGGAGUCAGGACAGGGUGCAACAGACGCCUCUUCGUCAACAACCCCAGCGCAUCGUAGGCGGGAGCGAAAUGGUCCGGCGACAACUGCACCAACCAGGUGAAAAUCGGCAGCGCCACGAAUCUGAGGUCUCGAGCACCAGUAGCAACAGCAAUCCUGGCCAGCAACAGACAAAGCAGGGACGAAGGGAGCGCAACCGCAAGAAAAGCGAGGGCUCCGGCAACAACAAGAUGCAGUCCCUGAAAACCGAACUUGAGGCGAUGCGGUCGUACAUAAACAGAAUAGUACAACAUCACGUGGGUACAGACCACCAGCUGCCUCACGAACUGAUCUUUAAGGGUCACUUUUCCGAUCUGGAAGCGCAUGCACAACGACUGGCUGCGGCGGGAUAUGGACGCAUCGUGGAAGAGGAAAUCCGUGUGAACCGCAAAAACAACAGGCAGGCCUUUAUCACAAUGUCUACAGACCGCGAAGCCCUCGAACGGGAUGGCAUCGUGCUUCUACCAGUGGCCCGUCGUUAUGCCUUUGAGGGUGAUAAAGUGCGUGCCUUCGUUCUUAAUGCGGGUGCCCAGUGCACUUCAAAGCCUGCCGAACCUACCUCUGGGGAAAUCACUGGCGGAAGGUCCUCUUUAUCAAUUGCGGACGAUGACGACCUGUCGGGAGAAGAUGAUUCUCAGGACUCGGAAGCUGAUGGCGAUAAUGUAGUUGUCAUAUCGUCAGACAACAGCCCUAGGGCGUUCGUCAUAGCCAUCACCAAACAAACUGAGCUCCGCCAGAUCGUCGGAACAAUAUCGUUCACGAACCCUACCAAACUUUGUGAUGACCAGCUCUUUUACAAGUUCCGGCCAUACGACAUGCGAGUACCUAUGGUCUACGUACCGAAGGAAGCCUGUGCAGCCCACAUUGGGAAUACGCAGCAAGGGGAGGUCUCGGGCCUAUUAUACCUGGCCCAUAUACUUGAGACUGAUUGUAAUGGACACUGCAUUGCUGAGCUAAUUCAGCCGGUAGGUCGCGUGGGUAAUUUGGAGGACGAACUCAAGGCAAUUCUUUUUCAUAAUGGUCUCCGCGAUAUAAAGCCAUUUGAGCAGCGAUUCGACGAAAUGUAUUCCCAGUCGCUACCGGAGAUAAGCAGGGACGAUCUGCUUCAUCGAAAGGACUUAAGAAAGAUGUGCAUAUUUACAAUAGACCCAAUAACUGCGCGUGAUUUGGAUGACGCCAUUUCUAUUGAAAAGCUUGGAGACAACAAAUAUGAGGUUGGCGUACAUAUUUCUGACGUGUCGCACUACCUGCUGGAGGACAACGAGCUAGAUAAUAUCGUAAAGGAACGUUCGACUUCUAUUUACUUAGCCAAUGAAGUGAUUCACAUGCUGCCUCAGUCUCUGUGCAUGCGUUGUUCGCUGCUGCCCGGAGAGGAUAAGUUUGCUUUUUCCGUAUUCUGGAAGAUGAACGGCCAAGGAGAAAUGCUGCAGGAGAAGCCAGAAUUUUGUCGCACCGUCAUUAACUCAUGUUCCCAAUUUGCCUACGAACACGCCCAGAAAAUCAUCGACAACCCAAAAGAGCGGUUUAACGAGAACGACUUUCCUACCAUUCUAAAUGGAUUUAAUGCCGAUGAAAUUAAGGAAAGAGUCUUAUGGCUUCACGAAAUUUCAAGUUGCCUGCGUAAAUCACGUUUUGACAAUGGCGCACUAACUAUAAACAAUGCUAAGCUGCGCUUCGUCCUUGACCCGAUCAGCGGCGAGCCUUUGUCAUUUGAAGUCGAGAAACAGCGAGAGGCUAACCGCCUGAUUGAGGAGUUCAUGCUACUAGCGAACCAAUCAGUGGCCCGCUUUAUUUACGAUUCCUUUCCAGAGAUUGCUGUGCUGCGCAACCAUCCGCCGCCACUGACUAAGUCCCUAAAAGCGCUGCGGGAAAAGCUGCAGACACUUGGAUUCGAACUGGAUUACAGCUCGUCCAAGGCACUCCAGGAAAGCAUGGUUCGCCUGUGCAACGAGGCCCCUAACCCUGUCGCUAUGAACGCCUGUCUUAGUCAGCUUCUGAUGAAGCCAAUGGCAAGAGCAACAUAUUUUUGCAGCGAGGGUAAAACGGAACCAUCCGACCUGUGGCACUACGCCUUGUCUAUACCUAUCUACACCCACUUCACCAGCCCUAUCCGUCGGUAUCCCGACAUAAUGGUGCACCGCCUGUUGGCGGCCGCACUUGAGUAUUGCACACCACCUGGACGAACCCCAGACGAAUUACACGCCCUAACGAAACUAGCUAAUGAGCGAAAGUACAAUGCAAAAAUGGCCGGAGACGACUCCAGCAACUUGUACUUCAAGCGCUACGUACGUAAUAAGCAAGGCGUCUAUAUGCACGCCGUGGUCAUAGAGAUAUUCCAGCACAUGAUGAAUGUGGUAACCCUGGAGUCUGGCCACGUUAUAAGCAUUAACUACAAGAUGCAAACGGUUCUUGUCGACACGCAUAGCGCACCCAACUACAUUAUGAUUGCCGAGCGAAACAUGAAGCAGGCACCUCGCAAGCUGCAGCUUCUCUCCUUGGUUCCCAUUUGUCUGAUCGUUUGGGAAAAUAAGUUGACUGGUUUCCUAUCGAUGGGGGACCAACCUAUUCAGUUGCCUAAGCAACACAGCGGAUCUGGCUCUCCCCGAAAAAGCAAGGCAAAGCAACAGCAACAGCCAGCACAGCUAAAUAAUCAGCGGCAACGACAACAGCAGCUUCUGCAGCAACAGCAGCGGAUUUUUGCCAUGAGGCAAAAUAGCCUUUAACUUUGUAUAGAGAUUAGGCCUCAACUUUAUCUCAGAGAUUGCAAAUUGCUUACAACAUCAAAAACCUCGGAACUCACUCAUCUAAAGAACAUUGUAGGCCCGGGCUCUAAUUGGCGAAAUUUGACUUACUUACUAUUUCGAUACACAUUUGUAUUUCCAAAAUAGACUUGUAUAAAUGUAUGUAGUAUGUACAUUAAGUUAUAAAAUCAAAGCUAAAUUACGGGGUUCUCAAACAAUAAAACCAAGACGACGAACAGGAAUGCAUUAUUGUAAA
Messenger RNA from Drosophila biarmipes, 3631 nucleotides. RefSeq names its product DIS3-like exonuclease 2 (gene Dis3l2). The transcript has 4 exons. Gene Ontology annotation, cellular component: P-body; exosome (RNase complex). The record is from RefSeq and is a predicted model, not a curated record. Gene Ontology annotation, molecular function: 3'-5'-RNA exonuclease activity; RNA binding. NCBI's taxonomy places the organism in Eukaryota, Metazoa, Arthropoda, Insecta, Diptera, Drosophilidae. Bases 1 to 3357 code for a protein of 1118 amino acids. Gene Ontology annotation, biological process: mRNA catabolic process; miRNA catabolic process.